ACAAAGAUGUGCCAAUAAAUAGUAACCAGCUCCAAAAGAAGUAAGAGUCGUUAGAGGUAAGACAUAAUGAGGCACAGGUAACUGGAAGCCUUGGAUAGUCUGCCCUGAAGACACGCCAAGGACACAUAGAGCAGGGGCUGCCUCACUGGCCUGGAGUAGGAGGUGAGAUUUUAGAGACUUGGACCUCAAAGCUGAACACAGUGAAGAGUUGACAAGGAGGCUACCUUGAGCAAUUCCCUUAAAGGAAUUUCCAAAGCUAUACAGACCUAGUAGUGAUGUUGCUGAGUCAAAGGGUGUGCACAGUUUUAUAAAAAGACCUUUCCCAGUCAUAUUCUCCUCCACCCAAAUAGAAUGACCCCGUCAUUCCGAACAAUGACUUCUACCUUGUAUAAAUGUCUCCUCAUUGUCUUGGCCCUCGGUUCUUGUGUCCCCCAACCUGUCAGCCAAGACUUCUGUCUCCAGUCACUCACUCAGGAGCAAGAAAAUCCUUUCCACCGGAGACUGGCACCAGUGAAUGUUGACUUUGCAUUUCGCUUAUACAAGAAUUUGAUAUCAAGAGCCCCAGAUAGAAAUAUUUUCAUCUCCCCAGUGAGUAUUUCCAUGUCCUUGGCCAUGCUGUCCCUUGGAGCCAAGUCGGUCACACACACUCAGCUCAUAGAAGCUUUGGGAUUCAACCUUACAGAGACAUCAGAGGUGGAAAUCCAUCAAGGCUUUCAGUAUCUCAUCCAUCUGUUCAACAACACAGAUACUGGCCUGGAAAUGAACACAGGAAAUGUCCUAUUUCUUGAUUCAAAAGUAAAACUUAUGGAGACAUUUGUGAAUGAAAUAAAGCGGUAUUACAGUGUAGAAAUUUUGUCUACAGACUUUCAAAAUUCAACCAGAGCCACAAAACAAGUCAAUGAUUUUGUCAAGAAUAAAACUUUGGGGAAAAUUGAUGAGUUAUUCAAGGAAUUGGAUCAUGAUACCGUGCUUCUUUUGAUCAGCUACAUUUUCUUUAAAGGAAGAUGGGCAAAACCGUUUGACCCCAACGCCACCAAAGUGCAGAAGUUUUUCAUAAAUAAGAAUGAAAGUGUGGAUGUGUUGAUGAUGUCCCAAUCAAAACCCAAUAAACUCUUGUUUGACACGGAGCUAUCUUGCACAGUGGUGCAACUGGAGUAUUCCGGGAAUGCCACAGCUUUCUUCAUCCUGCCAGAGGAGGGGAAGAUGAACCAGGUAGUAGCCUCCCUGAGCCGAGACACACUGCACAGGUGGUCACAACUUAUUCAGCACAGAUCCAUGAACUUAUACAUCCCCAAGUUCCAGAUUGCUGAGUCCUAUGACCUUGAAAGUGUCCUGAGGGAAAUGGGCAUGACGGAAAUGUUCACCAACCUCGCCAACUUCUCUGGCAUCACUCAACAAGCCUCAGUGAAACUGUCUGAAGUCCUCCAUAAGGCUGUAAUUAGCAUUGAUGAAGAGGGCACUGAGGCAGCUGCAGGCACUGGAAUGAGAUUCUUUUUCAAAUCAGCACUUCCAGUUGUCAAGUUCAACAAACCCUUUCUGUUCAUUGUGUUCGACCAUUUCACCUGGAGUGCUCUCUUCCUAGGAAAGAUCAUGAACCCUGCAUAUACACUUUUAGCCUCCAAAACUGACACCAUGAAAGCAGCCUUCUGCCUUAUCCUCUUCCUUGGGGAAGUCUGGAUGGUAUCAGGGAUCGCCAGGGACUGGGAACCAUGGAAGAUGGCAACACACUCAGAGGUUUUGAAAAACUACACUUUCCUCAACCACAAGCAAAUGGAUGGAGUCAAACAACAUCCCCAGAGGAAAGAUGCUUCAGCAUCGACUGAAGAGAAGCCCUGGCCAGCACUGGAUAAGUGGAAACUCUCAGAAAACAAUGCUAACUUUGGGUUCGACUUGUUCCGAAAAAUAGCUAUGAGGCAUGAUGGCAAUAUAGUUUUCUCUCCUUUCUGCCUUUCCUUUGCAAUGGCGACUUUAAUGUUGGCAGCCAGAGGGCAGACCAGAUCCCAGAUCAUGGAGGGCCUCAAUUUGCAGGCCCUAAACAGUACACAGACAAGUUUCUUGCCUUUUCUCUUUAAGCAGCUCAAGGACAGCAUCUCCCAAAACCAGGAGCUGGCUUUCUCACAAGGGAGUUUUGCUUUUAUCCACAAGGAUUUUGAUGUCAAAGAGACUUUCUUCAAUUUGUCAAAGCAGAAUUUUGACAUGGAGUACAUACCUGUGAAUUUCCGCAAUACUACGCAGGCCAAAAGUUACAUGAAUUAUUAUGUGAACAAGGAGACCAAGGGGAAAAUUCCCAAACUCUUUGAUGAGCUUGAUGCUGAGGCUAAAUUGAUUUUUGUGGAUUAUAUCCUAUUUGGUGGCAAAUGGCUAUCUGCAUUUGAUCCGGCUCUCACUGAGGUUGAAACCUUCCACCUGGAUAAGUACAGAACUACGAAGGUGCCUCUGAUGUACAGGUCUGGCAAGUUUGCUGCCACCUGGGACAGGAACUUUCGUUGCCAGGUGCUCAAACUACCUUACCAGGGAAAUGCCAGCAUGCUAGUGGUCCUCGCCGAUAAAACGAGGGAUCAUCUUGCCAUCGAAGACUACUUAACGGCAGAGCUGGUGGACAAAUGGAUCAGAAACAUGAAAACCAGAAAAAUGGACAUUUUCUUUCCAAAGUUCAAGCUAGAGCAGAAGUAUGAGCUACGGGAACUGCUUAAGCAGAUGGGAAUGAGAACGAUAUUCUCAGCCAGGGCCGAUCUGAGUGAACUCUCAAGUCCCGCGAGGAAUCUGAAAGUAUCUACGAUUUUGCAAAAAGCAGUCAUUGAAGUCAAUGAGAGAGGAACCGAUGCAGCAGCUGGAACAAUGGCAGAAAUUAUUGCCUAUUCGAUGCCUCCAGUCAUCAAAGUAGAUCAUCCGUUCCACUUCAUGAUUUAUGAAGAAACAACCAAGAGUCUGCUAUUCCUCGGCAGGGUGGCCAACCCGUCUCUUCUGUAAUUGAUGACACACACCACCGUCUUAUGCCACCAAAGAGGUAAAGCCUGAAAAAGGAAGAGGAUACCACCAAACAGAAAUGUUUGAAAUAGUGGAAACCAUAUGUGGUCAGACUCAAUGUGGGUAGAAUUCUCCCAAAGACAGCAACAAUAUAGUAAUUCACACACACACAGAGU
Molecule: messenger RNA, 3143 nt
Organism: Monodelphis domestica (gray short-tailed opossum)
Lineage: Eukaryota; Metazoa; Chordata; Mammalia; Didelphimorphia; Didelphidae
Source: RefSeq, a predicted model, not a curated record